This is a messenger RNA of Antechinus flavipes (yellow-footed antechinus), 6214 nucleotides long. It is a transcript of the gene KIF21A, whose product is annotated as kinesin family member 21A. The record is from RefSeq and is a predicted model, not a curated record. Gene Ontology annotation, biological process: mitotic spindle organization; microtubule-based movement. Gene Ontology annotation, molecular function: microtubule motor activity; ATP binding; microtubule binding. The transcript has 37 exons. Lineage: Eukaryota; Metazoa; Chordata; Mammalia; Dasyuromorphia; Dasyuridae. Bases 98 to 5101 code for a protein of 1667 amino acids.
UCCCUCCCGCGGUGCCACAGGGCAGCGGAGGCCCGGAGCGCGUGAGCCGCCCUCGUCGCUCGCCGCCGACCCCGGCCCGGCGCGGGGCACCGGGAGCAUGUGGGGCGCCCAGGAUGAGAGCUCCGUGCGGGUGGCGGUCAGAAUUCGACCUCAGCUUGCAAAAGAAAAAAUUGAAGGAUGCCAUAUUUGUACUUCUGUCACACCAGGUGAACCUCAAGUGUUUCUAGGAAAAGAUAAAGCUUUUACCUUUGACUACGUGUUUGAUAUUGAAUCUCAGCAAGAACAGAUCUACACACAAUGUAUAGAAAAAUUAAUUGAAGGUUGUUUUGAAGGCUACAAUGCUACAGUUUUUGCUUAUGGACAAACUGGAGCUGGCAAAACAUAUACUAUGGGAACAGGAUUUGAUGUCAAUAUAAUUGAAGAAGAACAGGGUAUUAUUUCUCGUGCUGUUAAGCAUCUUUUUAAGUGUAUUGAAGAAAAAAAAGAAGUUGCUAUUAAAAAUGGAAUUCCACCUCCCGAUUUUAAAGUUAAUUCUCAGUUCUUAGAGCUUUAUAAUGAAGAGGUUCUUGAUCUCUUUGAUACCACACGUGACAUUGAUGCAAAAAACAAAAAGUCCAAUAUACGAAUCCAUGAAGACUCAGCUGGAGGAAUUUAUACUGUGGGAGUUACAACACGUAGUGUGAAUACAGAAUCAGAGAUGAUGCAGUGUUUAAAACUGGGUGCUUUAUCUCGAACUACUGCAAGUACUCAGAUGAAUGUGCAAAGCUCUCGUUCACAUGCCAUUUUUACCAUUCACUUGUGUCAGACCAGAGUGUGUCCCAGAAUAGAUGCUGAAAAUGUAAUUGAUAAUAAGAUGGUAUCUGAGUCAUCCCAGAUGAAUGAAUUUGAAACUCUUACUGCAAAAUUUCAUUUUGUUGAUCUUGCUGGAUCAGAAAGAUUAAAACGUACAGGAGCUACUGGAGAAAGAGCCAAAGAAGGCAUAUCCAUCAACUGUGGUCUGUUGGCACUUGGAAAUGUAAUAAGUGCAUUGGGAGAUAAAAGUAAGAGAGCCACUCAUGUACCUUAUAGGGACUCAAAAUUAACAAGACUACUGCAGGAUUCCCUUGGGGGUAACAGCCAAACAGUCAUGAUAGCAUGUGUCAGCCCUUCAGACAGAGAUUUCAUGGAAACUUUGAAUACACUAAAAUAUGCCAAUCGUGCCCGAAAUAUCAAGAAUAAAGUUAUGGUCAAUCAGGACAGAGCCAGUCAGCAGAUUAAUGCACUUCGUAGUGAAAUCACACGACUUCAGAUGGAACUCAUGGAGUACAAAACUGGUAAAAGAAUUAUAGAUGAGGAAGGUGUUGAAAGUAUCAAUGACAUGUUUCAUGAGAAUGCCAUGCUACAAACUGAAAAUAAUAACUUGCGUGUGAGAAUUAAAGCAAUGCAAGAAACUGUUGAUGCAUUAAGAACCAGAAUAACACAGCUUGUUAGUGAUCAAGCCAACCAGAUUCUUGCCAGAGCAGGAGAAGGUAAUGAGGAGAUUAGCAAUAUGAUCCAUAACUAUAUCAAAGAAAUAGAAGACCUCAGAGCAAAAUUAUUAGAAAGUGAAGCAACAAAUGAGAAUCUUCGACGUAACUUGACAAGAGCAACAGCAAGAUCACCUUAUUUCAGUGGAUCAUCAGCUUUCUCUCCUUCUGUACUUUCCUCAGAGAAAGAAACCAUUGAAAUUAUAGAUAUGGCUAAAAAAGAUUUAGAAAAACUGAAAAGGAAAGAAAAAAAGAAGAAGAAAAGGCUUCAGAAACUUGAGGAAAGAAAUCAAGAAGAAAAAAGUGUUGUAAAAGAGGAAAAUACAGACACAGAACAGGAAAGGAAAGAAGAAAAGAGCAUUUCAGAAAGAGAAAAUAGUGAAAUAGAAGUAGAAGAAAACCAAGAAGCAAGUGAACAUGAAGAAGAUGAAGAAGAUGAAGAAGAGGAGGAGGAAAAUAUUGAAGCUGGUGAAAGCUCUGAUGAAUCUGAUUCUGAUUCAGAUGAAAAAGCCAAUUAUCAGGAAGAUUUAGCACAUAUUACUUGUGAAAUUGCAAUAAAACAAAAGCUGAUUGAUGAAUUAGAAAACAGUCAGAGAAGACUACAGACACUAAAAAAGCAAUAUGAAGAAAAGCUAAUGAUGUUACAGCACAAAAUUCGGGAUACUCAACUUGAAAGAGAUCAGGUGCUACAAAACUUAGGCUCUGUAGAAUCUUGCUCAGAGGAAAAGGCAAAAAAAGUUAGAUCUGAGUAUGAGAAAAAACUUCAAACUAUGAAUAAAGAGUUACAGCGACUCCAAACAGCUCAAAAAGAACAUGCACGUUUGCUGAAAAAUCAAUCUCAAUAUGAAAAGCAAUUGAAGAAAUUACAACAGGAUGUGAUGGAAAUGAAAAAAACAAAGGUUCGCUUAAUGAAACAAAUGAAAGAAGAACAAGAAAAAGCCAGAAUGACAGAAUCUAGAAGAAACAGAGAGAUUGCACAACUUAAGAAGGAUCAGCGUAAACGAGAUCAUCAACUCAGACUUCUGGAAGCUCAAAAGAGAAACCAAGAAGUGGUUCUACGUCGUAAAACAGAAGAGGUCACAGCUCUUCGUCGACAAGUACGACCCAUGUCAGAUAAAGUAGCUGGGAAAGUUGCAAGGAAACUGAGUUCAUCUGAUGUUCCUGUUCAGGAUUCAAGUUCUAGCAUAACCUCUGUAGAUUCAGAUUCAGCCAAAGCACAGCAAAAAAUGAAAAUACCAGUUGCAAGAGUUCAAGCAUUACCAGUUAUUCCAGUGAAUGGUUCCAGAAAGAAAUACCAGAGGAAGGGAAUGACUAAUCGAGUGUUUACAUCAAAGACAGCCCGGAUGAAAUGGCAGUUACUUGAGCGCAGGGUCACAGACAUUAUUAUGCAAAAAAUGACCAUUUCAAAUAUGGAAGCUGAUAUGAAUAGACUUCUCAAGCAACGUGAAGAACUCACCAAAAGGAGAGAAAAACUUUCAAAAAGGAAGGAAAAGUUCAUCAAGGAUAAUGGAGAUACUGAUAGAAAUGUUCUUAACAUCAAUGAAGAAAUGGAGUCACUAACUGCAAAUAUAGAUUACAUCAAUGAUAGUAUUUCUGAUUGUCAAGCCAAUAUCAUGCAAAUGGAAGAAGCAAAGGAAGAAGGAGAGACACUGGAUAUUACAGCAGUGAUAAAUGCUUGUACUCUUACAGAAGCUCGGUAUCUUCUAGACCAUUUUCUGUCAAUGGGCAUUAAUAAGGGUCUCCAAGCAGCCCAGAAAGAGGCUCAAAUUAAAGUUCUUGAAGGGCGACUUAAGCAAACAGAAAUAACUAGUGCCACUCAAAAUCAGCUUUUAUUCCAUAUGUUGAAAGAGAAAGCAGAAUUAAAUCCGGAGCUAGAUGCUUUACUAGGACAUGCUUUACAAGAUCUAGAUAGCAUAUCAGUAGAGAAUGUAGAAGAUAGUACUGAUGAAGAGGCACCUUUGAACAGCCCAGGAGUAGAGGGAAGCUCACUAUCUUCAGACCUCAUGAAGCUUUGUGGUGAAAUUAAGCCAAAAAACAAGGCACGAAGGAGGACCACAACUCAAAUGGAAUUGCUCUAUGCAGAUAGCAGUGAACUAGCUUCAGACACUAGUACAGGAGAUGCUCUCUUGUCUGGCCCUCUUACACCUGUUGCAGAAGGGCAAGAGAUUGGAAUGAAUACAGAGACAAGUGGUACUUCUGCUAGGGAAAAAGAGCUCAUUCCCCCGUCUGGCUUACCUUCUAAGAUAGGCAGCAUCUCUAGACAACCAUCUCAAUCUGAAAAGAAAAUACCUGAACCUUCACCUUUAACCAAAAGAAAGGCAUUUGAAAGAGCAGAAAAAUCAAAGACUAAGGAACAAAAACACUCAGAUUCUGGAACCUCAGAGGCUAGUCUUUCACCUCCUUCUUCCCCACCAAGCCGGCCCCGUAAUGAACUGAAUGUUUUUAGUCGUCUUACUGUUUCUCAGGGAAACACAUCAGUUCAGCAGGAUAAGUCUGAUGACAGUGAUUCCUCUCUAUCGGAGGUACACAGGGGAGUAAUAAACCCAUUUCCUGCUUCAAAAAGUAUCAAAUCUUCUCCACUUCAAUGCACUCACAUUGCUGAAGGGCAUACAAAAGCUGUGCUAUGCAUAGAUUCUACUGAUGAUCUUUUAUUCACUGGAUCAAAAGAUCGUACCUGUAAAGUGUGGAAUCUUGUAACUGGGCAAGAGAUAAUGUCACUAGGUGGUCAUCCUAAUAAUGUCGUGUCUGUGAAAUAUUGUAAUUAUACCAGUUUGGUCUUCACUAUUUCAACAUCUUAUAUUAAAGUUUGGGAUAUUAGAGACUCUGCAAAGUGUAUUAGAACAUUGACUUCUUCAGGUCAAGUUAUGCCUGGUGAUGCAUGCUCUACAAGUACUAACCGAACAGUAACUAUUCCUUCUGGAGAAAAUCAGAUCAAUCAGAUUGCACUCAACCCAAAUGGCACUUUUCUUUAUGCAGCUUCUGGAAAUGCAGUGAGAAUGUGGGACCUGAAGAGGUUUCAGUCAACAGGAAAGUUAACUGGUCACCAGGGCCCAGUUAUGUGCCUUACUGUAGAUCAGAUUUCUAAUGGGCAGGAUUUGAUCAUCACUGGUUCCAAAGAUCACUACAUUAAGAUGUUUGAUGUAACUGAAGGGGCUCUUGGAACUGUAAGUCCCACUCACAAUUUUGAGCCCCCUCAUUAUGACGGCAUUGAAGCCCUUACUAUACAAGGGGACAAUCUUUUCAGUGGAUCCAGAGAUAAUGGAAUAAAGAAAUGGGAUUUGUCUCAAAAGGACCUUCUUCAGCAAGUUCCAAAUGCACACAAAGAUUGGGUAUGUGCUUUGGGUAUGGUUCCAGGCCACCCCAUUCUGCUCAGUGGCUGCAGAGGCGGCAUUUUGAAACUCUGGAAUGUGGACACAUUUGCACCAGUUGGAGAGAUGAAAGGUCAUGAUAGUCCCAUAAAUGCCAUUUGUGUCAAUACUACCCAGAUUUUUACUGCAGCUGAUGAUCAUACUGUGAGGAUUUGGAAGGCACGCAGUUUGCAAGAUGGUCAGAUGUCUGACAUAGGAGACCCCAAUGAAGAUAUUGCCAUUAAUUAAACACUAAUUUAAAUAUUCAUUAAUUGGAAAAUUGUGAUAAAAUUCUAUGUACUCAUUUAUACUCUGCCCUGUACUAGGCAAGCAUUGCUAAUUGAAAUAAACUGGAAACAUAUCUUAACUAAAUUGCUAAAUAUUAAUUGUAUUCACUUCUUACAAUUCCACAUACCUUAUGCUUAAUUUAAAACACAUAGACACAUAAAACACACACACACACAUACACACACAAAUAUAGAUACCCAAUUAUGGAUAAAAUGCUUGAGUUUCACUUUAGUUGUGGCUUAAUAUUUAUACCUCUCUAUAAAAAAGAACCUUGAAAAUGAUCUGUGUUUGCUUUCUGUUAUGUUCCAGUUUGAAACUGGAAACAAUGCAAAACAUUUAACCGUUUUAAGCAUACCAUUCACAUGAUUGUUGUAUUGUAAUCAAUUGGAAAUGGUAAUGAAAUUAUAGUCCAUGAUACCUAUGAUGUUUCUUGAAAUGCAAUUUACCUUAAUGUAUUAACUCAGACUACUAAAUAAUUUCUCUUAAUGUUAGCCUUUUCCCUUGUUGACCAAAGUUGUGUGGCUGUAUUAUCCUCUGUGCUCAGGAUUGAAAUACUAUUAGAUUGCUACAUUUUGUUCUUAGUGUUAUUCAUACCUUCUGUGAUGAGAAACAUUUUUAUGUUCUAACAGAAUAUAUUAAUCUAUUUUCCUAUGAAGUGUUUCUAUUAUCACCUCUUAAUUUCAUUUUAUUUAACAACAAAAUGUUCUUCCUUUUUAUCUAAUUUUUAUAUAUUCUGCUAAUACGUUUUAAAUAUGCUACAUUUUUAAACCUUGGCAGUUAAAAUAAAAAGCAUAUCUGAAGUGGGAAAAGCUUUGUAAAUAGAUGAAGUGUAAAGAAAGAUUACUUUCCAUUGUGCCUGUAUGAAUUUUUUAAAUGUUAUAGAAUGGAUGAUGAAAAAGGAUGUAUAAUUUAUCCAAAGGCUUAGAAUUUUAAUUUGUAAAUGCUGUCAAUUUAAAGUUUUAUGUAAGUCACCAUUUUAAAAUGCUGUUUUUGUGUUUUGUUGUAUGUGUUUUGCUGAAAAUAUUCUUGUAAAUGAAAGCUUGGGCAGAGCUCAAAUAAACCUACCCAUAUGAA